AUGAAGUCGAUCAACGUGACCAAAAGUGUACUGAGCAUCAGCUCACCUGGCACGCAUCUCAAGGCGGGUGAUGAUGCACUGGCCCGAAAGUUGACGCGAUAUGUCAACGAGUUUGCUGCCGCCCUCAAGAAACGAAAACCCGAGCAGUUUGGAUUCUUUGCUUCCUUGCCGUUGGCCGACGCCCAGGGAUGUCUGGAGGAAAUCCCGUACGCACUGGAUCAACUCCACGCCGAUGGCUUCGUCGUCUUGACCAACUUCCACGGUUCUUACCUUGGACACAAAGAUUUCGACCCGAUCUUUGACGAGCUCAACCGCAGGAAAGCCAUUGUUUUUAUGCACCCAACCACUCCAUGUUUGUCUCAUGGCGGACCUGCGGCGACCCCUCUUCCCGAGUUCCCCCGGCCCAUGUUCGAGUUCUUGUUUGACACUGCCCGCGCCGUCAUCAACUUGUUUCUGUCCGGCACGGUCAGUCGCUGUCCCAACAUUACGUUUCUGGUGCCUCAUGUGGGUGGCACGUUCCCGCCUUUGAUCAACAGGUUUGCCAAUGUUGGUCCGGCGUUGAAUCUUCCUGGCAUUGAUCGCGAGGUGACACCCACUUGGAUCAAGCAGAGGUUGAAUCAGCAGUUCUACUUCGAUACGGCGGGAUGGGCAUUUCCCGAACAGAUCAAAGGCUUGUUGCAGUAUGUCACGGUGGAUAGGGUGCUCUACGGGAGUGACUUUCCCUUCACUCCGCUGAAGAUUGUUACGCCGUUGUCGCAGGAGCAUGACCAGUAUUUGCCCGAGGUGUUUCCUGACCAGGAGGACCGCGAGAAGCUCUGCAGCAGGAAUGCCCUUCAGCUGUUCAGCCGGCGAUCAUGA
This is a messenger RNA of Capronia coronata CBS 617.96, 858 nucleotides long. RefSeq lists its product as uncharacterized. Gene Ontology annotation, biological process: secondary metabolic process. Gene Ontology annotation, molecular function: carboxy-lyase activity; hydrolase activity. The transcript has a single exon. The coding region runs from base 1 to 858 and encodes 285 amino acids. The record is from RefSeq and is a predicted model, not a curated record. Lineage: Eukaryota; Fungi; Ascomycota; Eurotiomycetes; Chaetothyriales; Herpotrichiellaceae. Gene Ontology annotation, cellular component: cytosol; cytoplasm.